Messenger RNA from Paramisgurnus dabryanus, 2707 nucleotides. It is a transcript of the gene zpld1b, whose product is annotated as zona pellucida-like domain containing 1b. Lineage: Eukaryota; Metazoa; Chordata; Actinopteri; Cypriniformes; Cobitidae. The record is from RefSeq and is a predicted model, not a curated record.
UGGUAAAGGUGAGAAAGAAUUGAUUCUUUUAAUUGAAUGGUUCUUUGAGGAACAAAACAUUUUUUUUCUACGGUAACACUGCAAAAAACCCAUAGCUUCUUUAUUUUUAAUGGUGUACAUAUAGUGGCAGGGCCCCAGUCCCCAUACACCCAGCAGUGUAAAGAUGCAGUUAGUGCUCUCCCCUUGUUAAAGGGGCCAGGGCAGCGUUCCCGGGUGUCCCCCCCGACGACGGACCUGUGUAGUGAAUCAGCGAGCAUUUAUGAUCGAGCUAAACGGGGAGACGAGAGGCCACGUUUACAAUAGCAGAGACACACUCACUAUCAUCCCUGAUGGACUGAUAGAGAAAACAGAGCCUUUAGUCACUUCAGCCUUCGUUGAAAACAUAAUUCCAGCCUUCAGUCCCACACAGAGCUCAGACAUUAUUGAGCGAUGACAGAUGCAGAUGAAGCCACGAGAAGACGAGUGGGAAAUUGUUGAAGCUGCUCAUGUUUCUGGCUCCAUCAAAAAGAUUUGUUCAGCUCUUUGAGAUUUUGAUGGAUUUUCCCAUGUUGUCCAGGACAGCUCUUUUUGUUAAAGACUUCUGAUAAUGGCUUAUUGUUUUGGCUGCAGUAGGGGCCCGUGGUGCAGGCGGCCCCAUGGAGAUGCCAAGUUGCCAAUUCACUCACCGGCCACGGGUGGAAACGCAUGGAGCGCACCUCACUCGCUUGCAUCAGGAGACCGAGGUGUUGAAAUGGAGUGGCUAUGUGUUCCUCUUCUGCUCAUCAGUGGAAUUCCUUCAGCUUUCACACAAUUCAAUGGAUUCAACUGUGAUCCGAGUCACCACAGCAGAUAUCCCAGUGACAGAGAUAUCAGUGUAUACUGUGGCGUUCAAACCAUCACGCUAAAGAUUAACCUCUGCCCCGUGCUGUACUCCGGAUACACUGAUGCUGACCUGGCACUAAAUGGUAACCAUGGAGACAUCCAUUGCAGGGGUUUCAUCAACAACAACACCUUCCCCACAGCGAUGCUCUUUAGCAUCACCCUGAGCACAUUGGAGUCCUGCGGGAACACACUGGAGGUUUCUACAGCUCAGGGCUACAAUGCUUAUGGAAACAUCUCAAUGGUGCAGAUAGGGAAUAUUUCGGGCUACAUUGACACCCCAGACCCUCCAACUGUCAUCAGUUACUUGCCAGGUCUGCUGUAUAAAUUCAGUUGUAGUUAUCCUCUGGAGUAUCUGCUCAACAACAGCCAGCUGGCAUCCUCAUCUGCUGCAAUAUCAGUGAAGGACAACAAUGGUACUUUCCUGAGCACACUUAGUUUAAUUCUUUACAAUGACUCAACCUUCAGUCAUCUGAUCUCCAUACCAGUGACUGGCUUGUCCUUAAAGACCCGAGUAUUUGCUGCUGUUAAAGCUACUAAUCUGGACAGAAGGUGGAACGUUCUGAUGGAUCACUGUUACGCCACUCCCUCAGGGAACCCUAAUGAUGAAAUACGCUAUGACCUUUUCUUCGGGUGUUUCAAAGAUCCACAGACAACAGUUUUUGAGAACGGAAGAAGUCAAAUGGGCCGCUUUGCAUUCGAAGCCUUUCGUUUUGUGAAACACAAAAACCAAAAGAUGUCCACUGUGUUCCUGCACUGUAUUACAAAGCUGUGUCGAGCAGAUGACUGUGCGAUGCUAAUGCCUAUCUGUGGAAAGCGCAGAAGGAGAGAUACUAUAGAGAAUCACGUAGUGUCAGGUUCGGCCUCCGGGGACGCAGUAAUAACCGCAGGGCCUAUAAUCACCAGAAGCGAUGAAACACCAAGCAACAAUUCACAACUCUUGGACAGUUCAGCCCAUCAGUGGAACACUGUAACCAGCGGCUUGAUGUCGGGUGUGGUUGUUUUAGGGGUGAUGAGUUUGGGUCUCUUUGUCCUCUCCCUCAGGCUGCUCAGGAAACCCAGCCCUUCUAGUCUGACAGGAGUCGUCAACUCCGGAUUCAGAUGAUCCUAAGUUGGUUUAUUUUGAUUUCAUUUUGUUUUUAUCAUUUGAAUAAAAAUACAAUUUUGACAGGAUUUUAUUUGCUUAUUUUUUGACUUGUUUUUCCCUGCACCAACAAACAUGAUGUUUGUGCAUGAUCAUUGUGUCAAUUGCAUCAUCAUAUCUGAGUGUUUGUGGCUUAAUGUGAAUAUUAGGGGUCAUAUCAAAAUGGCAUUGGGCUGCUUUCUCUUUGACUGUGUGAAUCAAAAAAUUCCCUUUUAAAAUACCUCAUUUUUGUUUUGAAGUGUUGAUAUGAUAUGCAACGUCCACAAGAAUAAAGUCAGAAACAUUUUUUCCAUAAGUCUUUGUUAAUUUUCAAAGUGUUGCAACGCAGUGCAAUGCUUACAAUCAACAAAACAUGGAUGAUGAAGGGAAACAGGUCUUAUAGGAAUAUUCAAGGUUAAAUGGAAGUUAAGAUUUAUUUUUUAAUGGAAUUUACAAACUAACGAACGAGUCACAAUGGCUUUACUCUGUUAAUAUAUAGCCAUAAAUAGUGUAUUAACACUGGAAUAUUCCUUUUGUUUUGUGUGAUAAUAAUUUUAGGAAAACAUAAUAGUGUAUUUUUUACAAUAAAGCAUGUUUAUAGUUAAUACUUUUUACAUUUUUUACUCAAGUGUAAAAAAUUUGAUUUUAGAAAUGGCCAUAGAUCUAGAUAGUUCAAUAUGGCAGAAAUGAUGUGUCAAAAGGUAAAAAGAGUACAGCUCACUCCUC